GUGGGUGAUACGGGUGCGAUUCGUUUGUCGCACUGGUUUGUCGUGUGAUUUUAUUGAAUUUUCGGGUAGUGAAAGACAUCAUUGCGGCUGUGUAGAAAAGGUGAAUAAUCGUAGAUCAUUCCCAUGAGCUUUGAAAAGGGGCAAUAUCGGUACAGACACAGGAUUCGAAGCUUUCUUUGAGGCAACGGAGCAAGGCUGAAAUUCUGAAGGACAAACUACUAGGAUUCUAGGCGACGCCGGCCGCCUAUCCGAUCCUUGAUUCUUCUCGGAGUCUCGGCACAGCGGUGAACGAGGGUCGAAGGUCGAAAACAUAAAAGUUCUGAUAAUAAGUAUCGCUCUAGUACAGUAUUCAGUGGCAGUACGUACGAAAAAAGCAAAAAAAAGCAAAAAAAAAAAAAAAAAAAAAUCAAACAGUUGAAAAGUUUUCAUUAGUUUGUGUUGUGAUCGAGUCAGAAGUUAAAACUAAUUAAUAAACAAGUUCGAAAGUUGGAAAACAAAGUUACGAGAUGGUUUAACAACAAAAAGUACACCUUGUAUAUGUGAUAAAGUUCAUCAGUUUGAGUAAAGAGUUUAAGUACAAAACAAAAAGUUGCGACGUACGUGAUUCUCUGGUACAAAAUGUCCGAUGCGACAUGGAGUGUGAAUUUCCUACUCAAGAGCCAGUCGCCAUGGGCUAGUUUCGAUACAGGCUAGUUUAGUUCACCAUGUCAGACUCUGGAUCGGACAGUUCCUUGGAGGAGGAUUACAGCAAUCGUCGAGGGCGUGCAAUGACUCCCGAUGGAUCAAUUUCCUCACAGUCCGCUCCGCAGUCACCUUCUGAUCAUUCCGGUCCGAAAUCACCGGCAAGUUUUUUAUCAUCAAGAGGAAAGUCUCCUAGCUCCGUACAUUCGGGCCCCACAUCUUUGAAAUCACCUAAGUCGGGUCCUACUUCUCCAAAAUCGCAUCAGUCAGGUCCUGCCUCUCCAAAAUCGCCAAGGUCUGAUCUAGGCUCGCCAAGGUCCAGCAGAAGCUCACAAAAAUCCACUCCACUUUCUCCAAAGUCUUAUCGCUCAGAACAUAACUCUCCCGAGUCUCCAAGAUCGGACCGGAGCUCUCCAAGGUCCCCUGUACAAUCUGCUAGAUCUUUUCAAUCUGGUCCUGCAUCGCCAAAGUCUCCGAGAUCUCACCCAGCUUCACCAGUGGCUAAUAUUGACUCUCCAAAGUCUUUUGAUUCAGCUGAAUAUGCACCGAAGUCUCCACCAUCUAUAAACAGCUCUCCUAAAAGUCCCGGAUCAAACGGUACCUCGCUAAAGUCGCCCAAGUCACCGUUGUACGGACGUCAUUCUAAAAAUUUAAAAUCGACAUCGAAUUCGUAUACAGAUAAUCGUGAGUUUUCUAAAUCAUCCGAAAAGCAUUCUCCUAUGUCAUCACCAUCUUCAAAAACAAACGCGUUCACCGUACUCGAUGGAGAACAGAUUUCUGACGGAGAUAUAGAUGACGAGCCUGAACCGCUGCCAAAAUCAAAGCCAACUCCUAUGACACAUGGAGAAGAUUUAUCAGACGUAUCAGAUCUUGAUAGCAUGGAUGGCGUUGACGAACCUGAACCAGAGGACCAACGAGUGAAUGAUGAUAAAAAAGAAGAGAAAAACGUUCCAGUGACUCUUGUUGAGGAAAGUGAACAGCUCGACUUUGAAGCAGAUGGUCAAUGGAAAGACGAGCGUGACGAUGGUGAGACUGAUACAGUAAUGGCGAAAGAAAGUAAGGAACUGAAGGAAAAGGAUUUAAAAGAAAAAGAGAAAGAGAAGGAAAAAGAAAAAGAAAAGGAAAAAGAGAAAGUUAAAGAAUCUGGAGAAAUUAAUGACGUCGAGGAAGGAGAGGAGGAUGGAGAAGAGAAGGAGGAAUCUGAGUUGGAGGAGGGUGAGUUAAGUGACGGGGACGAUGCUCGUCCUGAAGAAACAGAACCACGACCUGUCUGUCGCUUUUACAACAGAGGACAGUGCACAUGGGGUGUGAGCUGCAGAUUCCUCCAUCCUGGAGUAACUGACAAGGGAAAUUAUACUAUGUUUGAUAUGGUAAGACCCAUGGCUUAUCCGCCACAUGCUUCAGGUCCUCAUGAGUUUAGACCGCACAUCGAAAGGCCACCACUACUGCGUGCACCUCCCGGUUUUGGGGCACAUCCACAUGCUCCGAAAAUUGAAGACCCUCCAGCCGAAUCUGCCUGGGAACGAGGUUUAAGGCAUGCCAAAGAGAUGAUGAGGAAGGCCAAUAAACGCAAAGAAACUGACAUGGAUUUCGAAGAAAAGAAGAUGAAUUUGAGCCUGGGGCAAGAGGAGUUGGAUCGGGAAGCAGGUUAUUAUGUUAGAGCCGCUAGCCCUGAACCACCACCAGAGCGCUGGCCCGCCAGAGAAGUGCCUAGGCGAGGCCCUCCUCCUAGAACUACCCCAGAACGUUACGUGGAUGAACCUGAGGGCUAUUAUCCACCGCCCACAGCACCCCCAGAGUAUUAUAGGCGAGUACAUUACAAACCGGAGCCUCGUCCUGGUCCUGAAUAUAGAGAGCGCAUAGAAUAUCAUGCUCCGCCGCCAAGGGUUGCGCCGCAUUCUGUUUCACCACCUCCUCAUCCAAGAGAGAGAGAACGAGACAGGGAAAGGGAACGAGACAGGGAGCGUGAAUACUACGAAAAGUAUGAAAAGAAGCACAAGCGUCCUUCGAGAGAAGUCAUUGUCGAACGUAUACCACCUAACAAACCUUGGAGGGAAGAAGAACCACCUCCUACAGAAAGAGGUAGAGGAGAUGAGUGGGCAGACCCAUGGAUGCGACAUAAAUCACCGUCCGCUGUACGCCGCAAUCCCACAGCUCCCAGGAGACCCAGAAGACAGUCUUACUCUUCAGGAUCAUCAUACUCAUCCACAAGCUCUAGCCGUAGCUCGAGUCGCUCUAGCUACAGCUCUUAUGACUCCCUGUCCAGGUCCCGAUCUCCUUCCCCUCCCUCUAGGUCCCGCCCUGGCGGUAAGGGGGGGAAGCCUCCUACGUCACCUUUAUCUUCCACCCCUGCACCUGUGACAACGCAACCUCAACGAGGUGCCAUGCUGAUGAAUCCACCAGCACCGUCACCAAGACCACCGAAGGGAUCUAUCUCUCCUACGACUGGUACCCUGCACCGGCGGGCAGGGCUAAACCCACCAGCUCCGAGCCCUCUUUCCUCUCAUCAACGACACCACGAAAAAGCAAGAGACAAGGCUGCCAUCGCCGCAGCUGCUGUGGCUAAAGUUAUAAAGAGUCGCUCACGUUCAAGAUCAUCGCAUAGCACUUCCGGCUCAGACAGCAGCGGUAGUAGCAGCGAUUCAAGCGAAUCCAGUUACUCAUCAUCGUCCAGCGGCACUCGCAGACGAAAGGGAUCGUCGCCUCCCCAGAAUCGUAAAGAAUCCAAAGGGAUGGACAAUCUCAAGUUGAGCGGAACCAAGCAGCCAGUGAAGCUUACUUUGAAACCGUCGAACAACGCUUUGCCGGUUAAAAAAAUCGAGCGCAGUGCUACGAUUGCUGGCAAAAAGAGGCCAAUGGAAUCGCCACCUCAACACGUUGACAGUAAAGCCAGUGCUGCAGCAGCUGCUGCUAAAGCUGCUAAAAAAGCAAGUUCUCGGCGUGAAGAAUUAUUGAAACAGCUCAAGGCUGUCGAAGAUGCGAUUGCUCGUAAACGUUCUAAAGUAUGACCAAAUCGCUGUCGACUCAGGGAAUAUGUACGUUAGUUUUUGACGUUGCAUAAUUAGUUGUUAUCACAAACAUGAUGAUGUUAUACAUAUAGUAGGCGGAUGAUUACAUACAUAGAAAAUAAUUAAAUAAAGAAUAAUAAUAACUGUUUUUAAAUCAACAUUCGUUUCGCUAACUGCCGUGUAAUGAGGUGACGCUACGAGAUUUGACUUUUUUUCUUCGAUCACUCGGCUUUCUCACUUCGCCUAUAUUUGCAACAUGCGGCUUGAACAGUCAGCGCUUAUUACUUGUCUCAGUGAAAUUUCUUAGAAUAUCAAGUUUGCUUAAACUACAUAAGGAAGAAAAAAUCUGACAGGAAAUCAGGAAAUAUUGAACCCAAAUAUGUGUAUCGAUUCACGGUUUUACAAAAUUCACUCCGAAAUAAUACAAAAGUAGUGCAACGUCGGUUGAUAUUCCGUAUUAUCUACGAUUUACUCUAUGCCUACUUGUAAAAGUCCUCUGGCUUUACUUUCAAUAAAUCGGUAUAUGUAAGGUGCCAAAUAAAACCAUAAUUUUGACAACUA
Molecule: messenger RNA, 4250 nt
Organism: Athalia rosae (coleseed sawfly)
Lineage: Eukaryota; Metazoa; Arthropoda; Insecta; Hymenoptera; Athaliidae
Product: zinc finger CCCH domain-containing protein 18-like
Exons: 8
Coding region: 705-3689 (994 amino acids)
Molecular function (GO): metal ion binding
Source: RefSeq, a predicted model, not a curated record